AUGGCUGCUUCCUCAGUCACUGUCACAUACAAUUUCGGCCAAAAAACUUCACUUGCUCGAAAACCCAUCUCCAAAACAACCCCCUCUUCUGUUUUAGCUUCCUCAACAGCAACCCACCUGAAGAAGAAGAGAUGGAAUGUUCUGCGCUUGGUUAUGGAAAAGAAAACAGAGAAGGAUCAUAAACUACAAGUUAAGAUCAAAGCCUUAGAAGAGACGAACACAGAGAGGUGGACUGUGAUAACGCCACGUGUGGCAGAGAGAUUGGAGAGAAAGAGAUCAGAAAAAAACACCUACCUUGUUGCUGCAAUCAUGUCCAGCCUUGGAGUUACUUCAGCUGCCGCCAUGGCUGUAUAUUACAGAUUCUCUUGGCAAACAGAGUUUGGAGAAUAUAUCCUUCCUGAAAUGCUGUGUACAUUUGCUCUCUCUGUGGGCUCUGCUGUGGGCAUGGAGUUUUGGGCAAGGUGGGCUCAUAGAGCUUUGUGGCAUGCUUCAAUGUUUCAUAUGCAUGAGUCUCAUCACCAACCUAGGGAUGGCCCUUUCGAGCUCAACGAUAUCUUUGCCAUAAUCAAUGUUGUUCCUGCAACUGCUCUUCUCUCUUAUGGUUUCUUCAACAAGGGUUUGUUUCCAGGACUCUGUUUUGGUGCUGGAUUAGGAAUAACAACUUUUGGGAUGGCCUACAUGUUUGUGCAUGAUGGUCUUGUGCACCGUAGAUUUCCAGUUGGGCCAAUCGCAGACGUCCCUUAUUUACAAAAAGUUGCUGCAGCCCAUUAUCUUCAUCACUCUUGCAUAUUGAAUGGAGUGCCAUAUGGGUUGUUCUUGGGACCCAAGGAAAUAGAGGAGGUCGGGGGCAUGGAAGAAUUGGAAAAGGAAGUCCAGCGCAGAACUAAGAAAUCCAAAAGUUGA
Prunus armeniaca (apricot) is the source of this 903-nucleotide messenger RNA. NCBI's taxonomy places the organism in Eukaryota, Viridiplantae, Streptophyta, Magnoliopsida, Rosales, Rosaceae. The record is from the annotation of a GenBank genome assembly.